AUGAGAGAAACCUUCCAGUACCGUCAGAAAAUUCUGCACGAUCCACAGCACUCGGCUGAUGUACUACAAAUGUUUCCUCGCUUCUUGGACACUAAAGGAUUGAUUUUGCAAGACUUCUCAAUGAUGUUUGGAGAAGAGGCCGCAUCAAAGUUCCUGCAAAAAUGGAACUCCAGUUUUAAAGACAAAGUCAUCCAGGAGGCCAAGAACCUAAAGGAAACCUCACUUCUAAAACGACAUCUGGCAUCUGCUCUGAAUGAAGGAUCUGAAACUGGAAGAAAACGGCCCAAGAAAAUCAGCGUAGAAGAGGCAGCAGAUCAUCUGGUGAAAUUUCAAAAGUCAUGUCAAAGCCUUGAGGAUCAUCUGAUGACCACCAAAGGAGGCUCUCAGCCUUAUCUUCUUGCCACAGGGACUUCAAAAGCGCAGGUUUUCAACUUUUACAUUGUCUUGGACAAAAAGCUUGUACCAUGUCAGUCAUGUACAUCCCUGGGGGCUUUUGACGAGCUGUUUAAGUCUCAUUUUGUCUUCAGUGUGAAGUACGAUGAUUCUCUGUCCAGCCUGUACACAUUUUUGCAGACAACUGUGUACAAUAUUGACAUAGGUAGAUCUGAAGAAACUCCAAGAGUCAAAGAGCUGAGAGCAAGGCUGUUGAACAAGCAGUAA
Molecule: messenger RNA, 660 nt
Organism: Stegastes partitus (bicolor damselfish)
Lineage: Eukaryota; Metazoa; Chordata; Actinopteri; Pomacentridae
Exons: 4
Coding region: 1-660 (219 amino acids)
Source: RefSeq, a predicted model, not a curated record